Molecule: messenger RNA, 548 nt
Organism: Zingiber officinale
Lineage: Eukaryota; Viridiplantae; Streptophyta; Magnoliopsida; Zingiberales; Zingiberaceae
Product: signaling peptide TAXIMIN 2-like
Exons: 2
Coding region: 76-297 (73 amino acids)
Source: RefSeq, a predicted model, not a curated record
AAGCGCGUGUUUGUGUAUAAAUAAAUAGGAGGUUGAGACGAAUAUAUCAAAGAAGAAGAAAUUAAGAAAGAAGCCAUGGACGAUUGCAGGCCGCUAGGGUUCCUGAUCGGGCUCCCUUUCGCCGUCCUUGCCCUCGCCCUCUCCCUCCUCGGCGCCGUCAUCUGGAUCAUCGGGAGCAUCCUGAGUUGCCUCUGCCCUUGCUGCAUCUGUUUUUCUGGCCUCGCCAACCUCGCUGUCUCCCUCAUUAAGAUGCCCGUCAAAGUGCUCCGUUGGUUCAUCGGCCAGAUCCCCUGUUGAGGAUCGACCGAUGUUUCUCUCCCAUCAAAAUUAUUCUUUUUUGCUUACUCAGAAAUUAGAUGAUUGAUCAUCGAUCGAACGUAUUGGUUGUGAACACAAAAGAGAUCUAUGUUGGAAUUGUUUGAUUUUGUCUUUUUUUUUUCCUUUAUUCUUUCUCGAUCAUCCCCAAAGUUUAUUCUGUUUAACUUCGUAAUAUCAUCUGUUUAUCCUGUUGAAGUUGUCAAUACCAGUAUUCGAGUCAUUAGCUUUGA